Messenger RNA from Adelges cooleyi (spruce gall adelgid), 3183 nucleotides. RefSeq names its product cell division cycle 7-related protein kinase-like. The transcript has 9 exons. The coding region runs from base 211 to 1752 and encodes 513 amino acids. Gene Ontology annotation, molecular function: protein serine/threonine kinase activity; ATP binding. Lineage: Eukaryota; Metazoa; Arthropoda; Insecta; Hemiptera; Adelgidae. Gene Ontology annotation, cellular component: nucleus. The record is from RefSeq and is a predicted model, not a curated record. Gene Ontology annotation, biological process: mitotic DNA damage checkpoint signaling; protein phosphorylation.
UUAACCAUACAUUUUCUGGGCCGCCUUUUCGCCAAUUUUCUGGAGCCAAAACACAGUUAUUAUCAAAUAAAGUUUUUCUAAAAUUUUUGUUACAGAUUUUUACUAUAAUUUUUUAGUAAAAACUCCCGUCCGAUAUUUAGUUUUGUAUUUGGCAGUUAGCUUAGUCGUUCGAGUAUACUUCAAGAAAACAACUGUGGUCACAUAUUAGUAAUGGCGAACCAUGAAAUUCGAGUAUCCAGCAGCAGCUCCUGUUUAGUCGACGACGUCAAACAAAGAAGUGCAAUGCAAGACGAAUCUUUCAGGAAGUUGCGUGAAACGUUUACUAUCCAGGGUAAAAUUGGUGCAGGAACAUUUAGCAAGGUGUACUUGGCCUACGCAAGAGGUGAUCCUGAAAAAAAGCAAUACGCCAUCAAGCAUGUAAAACAAACAACACAUCCUGAGAAAUUACGUCGGGAAUUAUUUUGCUUACUGAGAAUCGGUGGUCAAGAAAAUGUUAUGGGAUUGAUAACAUCGUUACGAAUUGGUAGUUCGGUUUGUUUAGUCAUGCCUUACUUCAAGCACGAUCAUCCUUUGUCUUAUCUUUGUUCAAUGGAUGUUGACGAGCUGAGGUUGUAUAUAAAAAACUUGUUGAUUGCUCUUCGAAGAAUUCAUUCAUUUAAUAUUAUUCACCGAGAUGUUAAACCCAGUAAUUUUUUAUAUAAUCGUGUUAGUUCAACUUUUAUGCUCACCGAUUUUGGGCUUGCACACCCAAUAAUAAAUCCUAGUAAACGGAAACCAAUUAAAAGUUUAUCUGAUGAUAAAACUACUGUACCCACACAUAAACAAAGGAGUUUAAGUUGUGAAUUUAAGGACGAUCGUAAACGUUCUAGUUCAGUAGAAUCUAUUCGAUUGAAUCCAUGUCAAAAACGUAUUCUACAAAAUAUUGCUGACGGUAGUAACUCAAUGUCAAAUGGAUGUAAUCUGAGAAAAAGAACAAAGUUAAUGAUGCCCAAAAAACCGUUGCUAAAAGAAAAUUCCCCUGUUAAAAAACAAUUUAAUGUUCCUAGGACAAUCGUUCCUAGUAACUCGAGCGCCAUAAAUAGUUUAUUCACUGACAACAAUAAUUUUGCUGUUCCUAAAGUGCCACGCAUUACUUGUAAUUGUGUAGGACAACUUAAGGUUUGCAAUGUGUGCAUUAAUAGACCUGAAAUGCGAGCACCUCGGGCGGGAACGCCUGGUUUUAGAGCUCCUGAAGUAUUGUUAAAAUAUAAAUACCAAAAUACAGCACUUGAUAUUUGGUCUGUUGGAGUCAUUAUGUUAGAAGCAAUGAGCCGUUGUUAUCCAUUUUUUAGUGCAGAAAAUGACUCUACUUGUUUGGCAGAAAUGAUAACUGUUUUUGGAGAUAGGGCCAUUAAAAACGUGGCUAAAAUGCUAGGUCGAAGUGUUAUUUGUGAAGUCCAAAAACCACCUCUCGACUUGAGAGCGAUUUGUCGCCUUCUUUCUCAUAGAUCUCGUGUACAGUCUAUUAACCCGGCGGCAGUUUCCUCUAGUGAUGGUUUGGAAGCUUGCACUUUUUGUUUAAAACCAAUACAGUUGUCCGGCUGUGAAGUGUUUUCAGAUAGUUGCAGCUGUUACUUAAACGCUGCUGAUGAUUUUCCUUAUCCAGCAUACGAUCUCUUGAAAAAAUUGUUGUGCUUAAAUCCCGUAGCCCGAAUAACAGCGGAUACUGCUUUAAAACAUCCAUUUUUUAAAAUGGAUGCUAAGAAAAUAUAAUUUACUUAUUUUUUAAUUGGCCUUAAAUCCAUAUACUUUCCUUUACACUCAUCAUUUUUUCUGUUCAAUCUGUUACUUGAAUAUUUUUCGCCAUAUGUUGUGCCUCGUUGUUUUGCAUUGCAUAAUUAUAACUUCCUUCGGUUUACUUAUUGAAAUUCAUAUUUAUUUUUUAAUUUAAUUAAUCUGUAAAAAAAAGUUUGAAUGAAAAACAUUUCUAUUAGCUAUAUUAUGUAGCAAUAAUACUAAUCAACGUACUUUUUUUGGCAUAACUUGUUUUUUUUUUGAUUUGACAGAAUAAAAAAAAAUUUUGUAAUAAAUUUGUGUAAUUGUAUUAAUUAUUUGUAAAUUAACUGUAUUAAUUAUACAUUUUGUAUUUAAGUCAAUAUAUAUUAAUAACUUAUUAUUAAAAAGUAUUAAGUUUUUUUUUUAUACUUUUUUAGUUUUAAUGAGUUUACUACCUAGUCAAACUAUUAGUUUCAUGAUUAGAUAUCACAAUGUUAUAUAACAAUUUCUUUUUGUACUGUACUUUUGAAUACAUAAAUACUGUUAUGUUUAACCUAGUUAUACCAAAAAAUGAUAAUGAAAUUAGUUAAUUAAGAUUACCUAAAAACAUUUUUUGGAGUUUUAUUGUAUUAUUAAAUUAAUUGACAGAUAGGAUAUAAAACUAAUAUUUUUUGUAUUAUUUUUUACACUUUUUACUAGUUAAUUAUAAUAUAAAUUGAUGUAAAUGAAUAUUAAAAAUUUAGACAUAAUUUUUUUUGAUAUUGAAUAUUUGAAUGUCAUUAAUUAUACAUGUACAACUUUGAACUUAAAAUGUUGGAAGUAAUUCUUUAGCCAUUUUUUUUUUGUUACUUCAGCUGUUUUAUUACUUAAAAUAUUUUUUUUAUGCCGACUGUUCUUUGAAAUUGAACAUGGAAAUACUUAGCUUGUACAUGCUAUAAUUAUUGAAAAUCUAAGUUAAAUUCAACUCGAAUGUUAAAAACGAAGUAACUUAAUGUUUUUUUUAUUAAUGCUAAAUGUAUCGGGAAAUUUUUAUAAAACGGAUACAUUUGGUUAUGUUUUUUUAUAUACUGUAUUAUUACUAAUUUCCUCUUGUACUUAAUGGAUACAAUACCUCACAGGCCUGUAAAUUAUGGUAACUAUUGUGUGCGAAAUGAAACUAAGAUAAGGGUUAAAUCAAAAGACUGUCCAAUUUAAGUUAAGUGUAAUUUCUUAUGCUGUAUAGUGGUGUGGUUAUUUUUAUUGUGUCGUCAUAAUUUAUUUGUUAGUAAUAGGUAAGAAAUGUUAAAACGUAUUUAUUCCCUAUCGUUUCCAGUGUUAUGUAUUUAUACAUUUUUGUUUGUAGUCAAAAAAAUAAUAUACAUUGUCCAUUUAGUAAUUUAUUUAAUUGUUGAAAUCCAUUAUCACUUAGUAAAAUUAUUACAGCUCUGA